Pocillopora meandrina is the source of this 2190-nucleotide messenger RNA. The record is from the annotation of a GenBank genome assembly. NCBI's taxonomy places the organism in Eukaryota, Metazoa, Cnidaria, Anthozoa, Scleractinia, Pocilloporidae.
AUGAUCUGGAUUACACAAGAGAAGAACUGGUCGAUUGUGGUCUUCAUUGUGGUCGCGUGCUUUUCAUUUGGAAUCACAAACCUUUCUGCUACAAUAAUCGUUGAAACGCAGUAUGGCAAAAUUAUCGGCAAAACGACACAGUUUUUGGAUGAAAACGACGGAUUUCAAACCGUUUAUUCAUUUCUUGGAGUUCCUUUCGCCUCGCCGCCAGUGAAUGAACUUCGGUUUGAACCUCCCCAACGCCCAGCUGCAUGGAAGCCUCGAACAUAUAAUGCAACCUUUUUCAGGAACGUUUGCCCACAAAAGAAUCUUUCUUACUUUGAAAAAUCAAUUCGCAACGUUUGGCCAGAAUUUUCGUGGGAAAAUGACUCAAAUGAAGACUGCCUGUAUUUGAAUAUUUUCACUCCAGGAAAUAAGCCUGAAAGUCAUUUUCAUCCGGUUAUAAUGUUUAUUCACGGAGGGAGUUAUGCAUUUGGGACAACUGCCCGUCAUACCACGCCCGGAGAGGUACUGCCCCGCUUGGGCGUUGUCCUAGUCACGAUCCAGUACCGCCUCGGUCCAUUUGGCUUUAUGACUGCUGGUGAUGGUGUUGCGCGCGGAAACUGGGGCAUGUUAGAUCAAGUAGAGGCCCUAAAGUGGAUAAAAGAAAACAUCGAAGUAUUUGGCGGAGACCCGAACAGAGUGACCAUAUUAGGGGUGAGCUCCGGUGGGGCCAGUGUUGGCCUACACAUCUUGUCCCCACUGUCAGAGGGGCUUUUUCAUCGAGCUAUAACCGAGAGUGGCGUGGAAUUUUCACCAUUUGCUUUCAAUUCGGUGAAAAAAGCCAUCGACAAGACGAACAUCACUGCGGGGAAACUUAGCUGUGAUACGACCAGUAGUAAAAGAAUGAUGGACUGUCUUCGAAGCAAAAGCGCUCAGAGUAUCAUCGACAAAUUUGAUUGGCGAAACACGGGGCCCAUCAUCGACAGGUAUUUUAUUUAUGAUACACCCAAAAAUCUUCGCCGGUCUGGCAAAUUCAACAAGGUUCCCCUUAUUAGUGGCUUUAACAGCCAUGAAGGCGCGCACAACACCCCCCAGGAAUUUCAUCCUCCAAGAGAUAUUACGACUUCUGUCCUGAGAGAAUUUAUCAACAACUUCGUGGAAAAUCAUAUACUGCAGGACAACAACAAAACCGCUGUGAUCAUUAAAGACGCAAUUGAAUUCCAAUACACUCCAUGGAGUAAAACGCCUGACUCACCCUCCCUCCGUCAGGAAAUCGUCAACAUUAUGUCAGACUACUACGUAGCAGCUCCCACUCUGGGGGUGUUGGGGAUCCAUAGCGCGCUUGCUCCCACUUACAUGUUUGAGUUCAACCACAGGUCUGCAGAAAGCGAUACAGAUGCCUGGAUGGGGGUAGCACAUGGAGAAAACACGCCCUACGUGUUUGGUGCGCCAUUUCUGAACAGUACUGCGUUGAAUUUCACAAAUGAAGAUCGGAAUAUAAGUCGCUUAAUCAUGACGCUUUAUGCGAACUUUGCCAAGUACGGGAACCCAACACCUCACCGGGUACAUGGGGUCAUCUGGGACAGGUUCAACACCGCUAGUAAGUUGUACUUACGUAUUAAUAACAGAUCUCAAAUGGGAGCUUACUACGAAUCGCGUAGAAUGGCGUUUUGGAACAACUACUACCCAAAGAUACUGAACCUAACAAAACCAGAAUCGCUUACGAAACACAGCCGGGAUGACGUAAAACCUACGGAUAACCCGAGAAACUACACCGGGGAAGACGCAAGACCUACGGAUAACCCGAGAAACUACACCGGGGAAGACGUAAGACCUACGGAUAACCCGAGAAACUACACCGGGGAAGACGCAAGACCUACGGAUAACCCGAGAAACUACACCGGGGAAGACGCAAGACCUACGGAUAACCCGAGAAACUACACCGGGGAAGACGCAAGACCUACGGAUAACCCGAGAAACUACACCGGGGAAGACGUAAGACCUACGGAUAACCCGAGAAACUACACCGGGGAAGACGCAAGACCUACGGAUAACCCGAGAAACUACACCGGGGAAGACGUAAGACCUACGGAUAAUCCGAGAAACUAUACCACAUGCUCAAACAUCGGUGUCAAACUAUUCUUGAACACAGGCUUCCUCUGUUUUCUUUCAUCUGUACUUCUUGUGUUGCCAGAUGUCUUUAUCUGA